AAAAAUACAAAUGACAAUAGACAGUGACAGUUUGAGAUUUUGAUUUGUGAUUUGUACGGCAUUUCGCGCGCAACGGAAAUUCAGAAAUAACAUAGUUUUUAAAUAUUGUAUUUUAUUAAACCCACCUAAUUUAAUGAGAUAAAGCAGAAAAGUUAAUGAUUAUUAUUUUAUUGAGAUUCAACACAACUUAAAAAAAUGUCUUAUCAGUUGUCCGAGGGUUCUUUGGAGAUAAUUAUGAAUGGGGGCCAGUACGAUAAGCCAAUAAUGCAAGUGUUGGGCAGCAAAAAAAUUCAAGGUAGCGGAGCUAACGAAAGGUUUAGGUUACUUGUUUCUGAUGGCAAACAUUCACACAGCUUUGCCAUGCUUGCGACACAACUGCACGACAAGCUAAUCACCGGAGAGCUGUCCGAUUACUCUGUCGUACAAAUUGAUAGAUUUAUAACAUCUCUACUGAAGAUGACUGGAAAAGGAGAAAAGCGUGUAAUGAUAAUUUUGGACCUUACAAUCAUAGCUCCCGGCAGUCAAGUGGGCAAAACAUUAGGCACUCCCAAGACAUGGUCUGAGGAGACAGCUUCAUCUAAACCUCAACCACAGCAAGCUCCCAAACAGAAUCAUGCACCGGCACCAAUGUCCAUGCCAAAACCUGUGCCUGCUCCUGCAAAUUUGGACUCUAGCAUACUAAACUCAAAGAUGACACACCCUAUUGCCAGUUUGAGCCCUUAUCAAAACAAGUGGGUGAUCAAAGUGCGUGUCAUGUCUAAGUCGCCAAUACGAACAUGGAGUAAUGCUAAAGGAGAAGGAAAAUUGUUCAGUAUGGACCUCUGUGAUGAGUCUGGUGAAAUUAGAGCAACAGCAUUUAAAAACGAAUGUGACAAGUUCUAUGAUAUGAUACAGGUAGACAAUGUCUACUACAUCAGCCGCUGCAGUCUUAAAACAGCGAAUAAACGAUUCUCGACUUUAAAGAAUGAUUAUGAGAUGUCGUUCACGCCGGAGACAGUGGUGGCCGAGUGCACGGAGGACACGUCGUCCAUGCCUGGAAUACAGUAUGACUUCAUACCCAUCAACAAGAUUGCUGAUAAAGACCCCGACACUAUAUUGGAUGUUAUUGGUGUUUGUAAGUUUGCAUCUGAUAUGCAAGAGUUGACAGCAAAAAGCACAGGCAGGUUGCUCAAGAAAAGGGAGGUCACAAUCGUAGACUCGUCGGGUGGGGCGGUGGUCCUUACAUUGUGGGGGAAUGAGGCGGAAAGUUUCGACACUAAUGGAAAUCCAGUUAUUGCUGCAAAGGGCACCCGCAUCUCCGAGUUCAACGGCAGCAAGUCGCUAUCGUGUCUCAACAGCACGGUGCUACGGUUCAACCCCGACAUGCCCGAGGCGCAUGCGCUGAGGGGCUGGUACGAUAACGGCGGCGCCGACCUCGACGUCGUCAACAUUUCCGCCAAGGUUGGUGGAUACAGCGGCGGAUCGAACGAAUGGAUCACGUUCGCGGAAGCCGAGAGCCGUCAGUUAGGCUCCGGAGAGAAAGGCGAUUACUACAGCAUGCUCGGAGUGUUGACGUUUACAUUCUCAGACAACGCUGUAUAUAAGGCGUGCCCACAGGAGGCAUGCAACAAGAAACUUGUGGACCAGGAAAAUGGCCUCUUCAGAUGCGAGAAGUGUAACAGAGAGUUCCCUAACUACAAGUAUAGAAUACUGUUGGCGGCGAACGUGUCGGACCCGACGGGCGACCAGCGCGUGACCGCGUUCAACGAGUCGGCGGAGGUGAUGCUCGGGCGCAGCGCCGACGAGAUCGGACGCAUGUUCGAGUAUGAUAAGAGCGGCUACUCACAGCUCUUCGACGACGUCAAGUUCAAAACCUUCGUGUUCAAGUUCCGCGCUAAGAUGGAGACUUAUAGUGACGAAACGCGGUUGAAGACUACGGUGAUCAACGCCCAACCAGUCGACUACAAGGAGGGCAAUGCAAGAUUACUGAAAAGCAUAAAAUCCAUGACCGGUGUCGACGUCUAACAUUCAAAAUAUUCUCGUUUAAUCAAGUUUAGUUAUAUCCACUUUAUUUUUUUGUUCCGAUACAUCGCGGGCGAUAAUUGUUUUAAAAUUAUGAUCUUAUGUUAGGAAUCUACCAUUUAUAAUUGUGAAAUUAAUAUUUGCUUUGGAGUGUACAAUUAUAAUUUUUGUUUUAAAAGGUGGUUCAAACUGUAAUAAUGUUCCAAAGCAAUAUUUAUACGUAUACUGAUUGAUUCUAUAUUAUAUGUGUAUUCUAAAAUGUUACUGCUUAUCUCGUGCCUAAUAAAAUUGGGUUUAUAUUUA
Manduca sexta (tobacco hornworm) is the source of this 2304-nucleotide messenger RNA. RefSeq names its product replication protein A 70 kDa DNA-binding subunit (gene RpA-70). The transcript is spliced from 11 exons. Gene Ontology annotation, cellular component: nucleus; DNA replication factor A complex. The coding region runs from base 196 to 2004 and encodes 602 amino acids. NCBI's taxonomy places the organism in Eukaryota, Metazoa, Arthropoda, Insecta, Lepidoptera, Sphingidae. The record is from RefSeq and is a predicted model, not a curated record. Gene Ontology annotation, biological process: DNA replication; meiotic cell cycle; telomere maintenance via telomerase. Gene Ontology annotation, molecular function: single-stranded telomeric DNA binding; damaged DNA binding.